GUAUCUCUAACCAGGGGAAUUUGAUAAGGUAGUUGAAGGGUGAUUUUACCUUUGCUCUCUCACUGCAGUUGAAAGCAUUCGUAGCUUUUAGGUGGAGCCCACUGUCUGUCGACCUUGGUGAGGCGUUUUCAAGAGCAUACAGUCAUCUUUUUCAUUAUCAAAAGAAGAUGCUGUUUAAUUUGAGGACCCUGUUGAACAAGGCAGCUCUUAGAAAUGGUCACAAUUUCGUGGUUCGAAAUUUUCGAUGUGAACAGCCACUACAAAAUAAAGUACAGCUGAAGGGUCGUGACCUCCUCACUCUAAAGGACUUUACAGGAGAAGAAAUUAAGUAUAUGUUAUGGCUAUCGGCAGAUCUAAAAUUGAGGAUAAAACAUAAUGGAGAGUAUUUGCCUUUAUUACAAGGGAAGUCCUUAGGCAUGAUUUUUGAAAAAAGAAGUACUCGAACAAGACUGUCCACAGAAACGGGCUUUGCACUUCUGGGAGGACACCCUUGUUUUCUUACCACGCAAGAUAUUCAUUUGGGUGUGAAUGAAAGUCUCACGGACACAGCUCGCGUGUUGUCAAGCAUGACAGAUGCAGUGCUGGCUCGAGUGUAUAAACAAUCAGAUCUGGAUAUCCUGGCUAAAGAAGCAUCCAUCCCAAUCAUCAAUGGGCUGUCCGAUUUGUACCAUCCUAUCCAGAUCCUGGCUGAUUACCUCACACUCCAGGAACACUAUGGCUCUCUGAAAGGCCUUACCCUCAGCUGGAUUGGGGAUGGGAACAACAUUUUGCAUUCUAUCAUGAUGAGUGCCGCAAAAUUUGGGAUGCACCUUCAGGCGGCUACUCCAAAGGGUUAUGAGCCGGAUCCCAGUGUAACCAAGCUGGCAGAGCAGUAUGCCAAGGAGAACGGCACCAAGAUGUCGCUGACGCAUGAUCCUUUGGAAGCGGCUCGUGGAGGCAACGUGUUAAUUACAGACACUUGGAUAAGCAUGGGACAAGAAGAGGAGAAGAAAAAGCGGCUCCAGGCUUUCCAAGGUUACCAGGUUACAAUGAAGACUGCUAAAGUUGCUGCCUCUGACUGGACAUUUUUACACUGCUUGCCCAGAAAGCCAGAAGAAGUGGAUGAUGAAGUGUUUUAUUCUCCACGAUCACUAGUAUUCCCAGAGGCUGAAAACAGGAAGUGGACAAUCAUGGCUGUCAUGGUGUCCCUGCUGACAGAUUAUUCACCUCAGCUCCAGAAACCAAAGUUUUGAUGCAGUGACGUUUGUCAAAAGAGAAGCAACGUUCUUCAGUGACCAAAUGAGUCAGUUUAUAUGGAGGAAGGAGAAGAGAAUCUAAGAAAUAAACAAAUCCUGAUUCACAGUAUAGGUGAAUGAUAUGAUAUUGCUCUGCCGUCGUGAAACCUUCCUGAAGGCCUUAAUUUAAGGGCCAGUGCACUAUAAUACAUGGAUUGACUUGGUUUAAACUCUCUAAUUCACAAUUUCUGAGUUACAUUGAGUAUCAUGUUAAUAGUCAUAUACAUUUGCUUCAACUAAAUAUAAAAUACUAUGUUCAUAAUGCAUAAUGUCUAAGCCAUUAAAUGUAAUCUAUGCUUAUUACCUUAAUAAAUUAUCACCCAUGCUAAUUUAUAAGUAAACAUUUACCAGGCAGUCAGCCGCUGGUAGAUCUGUGGGCUGUGUUUAUAUCCCUCAGGACCAACAAGGAAGCCAAAUGAUCGAUCUUGCCGAUGUAGUACAAUUUUCAGGCAAAUGAAGUAGACAGACAUUCACUUAUGGAGGCAAAUGAUGAAAUUCUCAGAAAACAGUGAUAACAGCGCCCAAACUCUGGAGUUUUUUCCAGGCAUUUGUAGGAAGGAGGAUUUCUCAAGAGAACACAUUUCUUCUCUGUAACAAAUACUUAAUGUCAAAAGUCUGAAGAAGCCUUUGUGAACAAGUGGUAAAACCAUGGAAACCUAGCUAGGAACAUAAGAUCCAUUAGAGAGUGAUAUUUUCGUAGGUUCAAAUUCCCCAGCAGGAGCGAUUUAAUUUUUUCAUGUUUCUGCUUAUCAUGCAUCUACUCCCACCAUACACUGGAUAGGUCUAUAAACCCACUGCUUGCCACAUCUUAGUCCAUUCUUUUCUCCCCAAUUUCUGUUCUAGAUGAUAAAAAUUUGCAUCGCUGGAUUAUCAUGAUGUAAUUAAAGCUACACGCUUUUGUGGGUGACCCGAAUAUGUAUUGUCCAAUUAUUAUGAUACAAAUGGAAAAUUUUUACUUAAAAUGCUAAACAAUGUAAAUGGAACUGUAAGAAAAUAAUGUAUUUUGCAGAAGACGAAAAAAAAAAAAAAGUAACUAUCUUUACAUUCCACCUCCACUAUUAGAAGAAUGCUUCCAGGCUGGUUGACAGAUACUCUUCAGCAGAGAGCUAUGACUUAAAUGAGUAAGAGAUGAAUUACAAAUUAGGUUUGCAAUGAAGAUGCAAUAAAACAUUUUCAGGGGGAAAAAGCCUGGUAAUGUUACAAGGGAAAAAUCAAAUUUUCUAAUAAACGUCAAGGUUGA
Molecule: messenger RNA, 2514 nt
Organism: Neofelis nebulosa (Clouded leopard)
Lineage: Eukaryota; Metazoa; Chordata; Mammalia; Carnivora; Felidae
Gene: OTC
Product: ornithine transcarbamylase
Exons: 10
Coding region: 168-1232 (354 amino acids)
Biological process (GO): L-citrulline biosynthetic process
Cellular component (GO): mitochondrion
Molecular function (GO): amino acid binding; ornithine carbamoyltransferase activity
Source: RefSeq, a predicted model, not a curated record